AGAAAGAGGCGAGACCCGCUCCUCCAGCCAGUGCUCAGAUGAUAACUACCUGGGAGUAGGAGGGAAGUGCGUUCGGACCUGCCUCCCCCCACACGCCGGGCUGAGCCGAGCCGGGCUGAGCUGAGCUGAGCCUCUCCCUCCCGGGGCAGGCAGCACAGAGCCUUGUGCUGGGGGUUCCGACAACGUGUUCCAGAUUGCGGCCUCCCACAGUGUCCAUGUGGUACAGAAGGUGAGGUAAAGCAGAAACUCCUGAAGACCUCUCUCCAGCCUAACGGUUCAAUCGGCCAGCCCACUCCCUCUGCCUGUACUCUGUGUGUCAGCAGCCUCCCUGCUUAUAUCCAGCUUGUAAAUAUUGAGCAUUCUCUCUGCUUGUGCGCUGCGUGAGUGUGUGUGUGCAAGUAUUCUCUCCACCUGUGCGACUGACAGAGCAAGCCAGCAUAGCAAUGCUGGAGGAUGUGCGCAUGUUCUUUGAGUCGGUGUGGGAGCUGAUCUGUGCGAAGCAUAAUGAGGGGCUGUAUAACUCGAUCUGCCUGGUGGUUCUGCUGCUUCUGCCCAUCCUGCUCUUGAUUCUCAUUGUGUGUCUCUGCUGCUAUGGCUGCUGUUGUGGGCGGGACACUUGCUGCAAGUGCUGUCGGCGGCAAAAAGGCCCGACCAAGAAGAAAAACCCUGAUGACCUCUGGAUCCAAAGGCAGCCACAGCCCAUCAUGAUGGACAAUCUCUCAGUGCCAGUGUAACACUCUAUGUUGUCGCUCAGCUCCUCCCCUCAAAUCAAAGUAGGAGUUCAGAGCAACGUAGAGUAGGCACCGCUGCAUCAUCUGGAGACCUGGCAGCUGACAGCACGGACACUUUUCCGAAUAUUGACCUCUGCUGUGCUGAUUGCUGAAGGAUGAAGUUGCUUAUUGAGUUUGCCAUCUUCCAGCCUGAGCUGCUGGUUAUUGUCUGACUGUUGGCGCGAGUGGGUCACUUCGCACUAGCAUCCAAGCUCCCACCCAUCACCACAACUGCACUGGAUCCCAAAACACUGCCAUUCUGCUGUCCCUAUCUCAGCCCAGCCCUUCUCUUCGUGUCUAUCUACUGUGGUUAGUCCUCUGCUAUCAAUUUAAAGAUAGAUGGUUUUGUGUCAGUGUACACUGUCUGCUUGCAGUUACACCAGAAUGUCAGUCAUACUCUGACUGCAGUUUGUACAAUUACAUAUGAUGUCUGCUGUCAUGUUAUAUGUACUGGUCACAGUAUAUGUAUGGAAAUGUGACUCAGUGUGUCUGUAAUGUACAGCACAGUGAUCAAGCAUACAACCUAGUCAGUAUAUACAACUCAUCCAUACUGGCCACCUUUACUGGAGUGUGCAGUGUGGCUGGAUUGUGUAUAAUACAAUUGCUGUAAAGUAUGAGGUAUGUCACAGUGCCAGUGCUGAAGGCAGGGGAGGCACAGUUUCCACGGUGUUUUUAAAUGCACCGCUUCUUUCUGAGGAAUGUGCCUGAGCUCCAAAUUGUCAGCUUACAAAGACAAUCCAUGUUCUUCCAGAACCAGGCAGCUUCUCAAAUCGACCAUUCACUGGGCUUGUGACUGUUCACUUGAAUAUUGCACUGAUGCACAGUAAAGUUACUGACAAACUAGAAAGCUCUCCGAUUUUGUGCUUUUCAGCUUUAGACCUGUCACACUGUUUGAUAUUUUAGAAGUUCUUGAUUUGGAUGCCUAGAUCCAGUGAAGUUCAAAUGGAAUUUGAAUAAUUGAAUUAUUUUGGAAUGGCUGUGUGAAUAAUCUAUCAGUCACAUCCAAUAGUAACCAAAUAAUGUGUGUUGCAUCUGUCACUGUACAGUGUCAAGCCAACACAUCAGGCAUCUGCUUCUACUUCUACAUCCUAUCGCCUUAUUAUGCUGUUACACAUAGUCUGUAAUGUGCAAUCUGAGUUGGUGCACGUUGGACUGUAAUGUGCACUCCUAGCUAGUAUACACUGGUCUGUAACAUACACUCCAAGUUUAUACAUGCCGGUUAGAAACAUGCACUCUGACCUGGUAUACGCAGGUCUGUAAUGGGCACUCUGAGCUGGUAUAUACCCAUCUGUAGUGGGCACUGACCUGGUACACACUGGCCUGUAAUGGGCACUCUGAGCUGGUACACACUGGUCUGUAAUGGGCACUCUGAGCUGGUACAUGCCAGUCUGUAAUGGGCAUACCAAGCUGGUACAUGUUGUUCUGCAAUGGGCACUUUUAGCUGGUACGUGUCGGUCUGUAACAGGCAUGCUGAGCUGGUACGUGUCGGUCUGUAACUGGCACGCUGAGCUGGUACGUGUCGGUCUUUAACAUGCACCUGGUAGUGGUGCACCGUUCAGGUGAGAUCCAGUUGAUGUGGAUUCAUUCCCUGAUUCAUGUGCUCCAACGUGUGUCUGCAGUUGGCACUCUGCAUGUAUUGAUAUUGAGGCAAUGUAUUCUGUGUUUAGAUGUUAUAUAUAAGAUAUCUUCUAUUUUCUUCAGAUUGAUACUGAAUAUUAUGACAAAGUAAAUAUUUUGACAAAGUGAAUAUUUUGAAGGAUAGGAUUAACUGUUACAUUAAUGGAGUUGUAACUCACCUUUGUAAAAAGCCCAUUUCUACAAAAAUAUUAUUGAAUAAAUUGCAUAUGGAUCAAUUGAAUACAGGAGAAAUCUGUAUCUUCUAAA
Messenger RNA from Chiloscyllium plagiosum (whitespotted bambooshark), 2654 nucleotides. The record is from RefSeq and is a predicted model, not a curated record. Lineage: Eukaryota; Metazoa; Chordata; Chondrichthyes; Orectolobiformes; Hemiscylliidae.